UCCUACUGGAAUCUCAAGAGGGAUUGCAAAGACACCCAGGAGAUGUGCAGGAAAUAAAAAAAACGAAAGUUCAAAAGCUAAAAUAAGUACUUUUUAUCUUAUCUAAUUUCACAUACUUCAAAAUUCCUUCAUGAGUUUUUUCAAAAAUUAAUUAAAAAUUCAUCCUUUGUCAACUAUUCAUUCUCAUUCAUACAUCCCUGAACACGUAAACUAAUAUUGACAACUAAAUUUAUAUUGUUGAUGUGUGAAAAAACGUGAUGUAAAAUACAUAUCAUAGUUGAGUGAAAUUUGAUUAUGAAAUUGUACAAAAUCUAGAUCUGAUAAAGAAAAACAUAAAGCAGAUAAAAAUUCAGCAUAAAUAAUAUUUUAGAAACAACUACUUUCAUUGAAUCAUCCGUACAAAAUGGCUAUUUCAAACACAUAAGACCAUGGGUCAGAAUGAUCUAUAAAUUUAAAUAGGAUCUUAUGACAAGUGACAUCUGUUUGAAGGUAUUGAAAAACGUUAUCCAUUGAUACCUGAUCGUAUUCGUGUUUAUUCAUACUAAAUGUUUAUUGAUACUAAUUACACUUUGAUGAAUCUGAUAUAAUAAAGGCUCCAUUUAUUUCUCCACAGAGAAAUAUCCAAUUAUAAAACUCUUUUCAUAGUUUUUCAUAUGCGUCUUCGGGAAAUAGCACUAAAUUUUACAAUAAUAUCUUGUUUUUAAAAGUCCGUGAGCCAUGACAUUGCGGACUAUUUCUGAUCAGUGUGGAGGUGGUUGAUAUCUUCUAAAUUUUGUAAUUAUUUUUAUACCCUUUUUGCAUAAUUAUUCAGAUGUAACCAUCAAAACAAUAGUAAUGCAACAAAACUGUCCAAUAAUGACGUGCGACUGCAGUUGUCCCGAACGACGCGGAGCGGAGUUCGGGCAAGCGGUCAAGUGCGGGAAAGACACUUUACGCAUGAGUUAGGAACAUUAUUUUUUCUACGACCGUAUAUACAAAAAAGUAUACCAACCCGUUUUUCAAAAAUUAUUUUAUUCCAACAAACAUAAUAAUAUACAAAACUUUAACUAAAAACUACUAAUUAUUAUAAAUAUUAAUAUUGAAAACACAAUUUUUUGUAUUCUGUGGACUAGUAAGAAUUGCCGGUCCAGUGGAGUUAUUUGGUUUCAACUGGAAGGUAGAUGAGGACGAUGAGGAUGGCAUCGGUUGCAGGUCGCAUAAAGAUGACGAUGACGGCAACGGUUUUAAGUCAUUUGGCAGGUGGGAACACUAAUAGUCUUGUCACGCAUCCAGAUGGAAAACACAUUGUAUACGCCCUUGGAAACAAAGUGGCCAUCAUGGAAUGGGCUACGAAGAAACAACAAUUUUUGGUCGGUCAUACAAAUAUUGUAUCGUGUGUAGCAUUAUCUCGAUCAGGAAAAUUUAUUGCCAGUGGACAAAUUAAUCAUAUUGGAUUUAGGGCAAAAAUGAUUGUAUGGGACUUUGAAAAAAAGGAAAUAUUGUCUGAGCAUGAACACCAUAAGGUUCGAGUAGAAGCCCUUGUUUUCUCUAGUAACGAUAAAUAUGUUAUUAGUUUAGGUGGAAGAGAUUGUGGAUCGGCUGUUGUUUGGGAUACAGAAGCUCAUCAAGUUAUUUGUGGCAACCAGGUUGCCAAAGGAGUGGCUGGCGAAGUGUCUUUUGUUAAUUCGAUGACUACAAGAGCUCCAUGUUUUCUUACUGUGGGAGAUAAUCAUUUGGCUGUUUGGGUUAUCAAUCACAAAGCGAGGAGUAUGGUCGAAUUCAAUCUGAAAAUGACUAAACUUAAAAGAUAUAUUUUAUGUGCCGAAAUAAACGAAAGAGAUGAGGUUUGCUUCUGUGGUACUACUACUGGAGAUGUAUUAAAAGUUAGAUUAUAUUUCCACAAUGAUGUAGACAUACUAGAACCGACUAAACAACCAUCUAUUAUUGGAUGUUUUGCGAAAAUAUCAAAAAAGAAAUUGCCACGUGGAGUAGUGGAUUUAUACCAAAAUGGUAUUAGAGCUAUUAAAUUACUUGUUGGUGGUAAAUUAGUUAUUGGAGAUGGAGACGGAAAUAUUGAAUUGGUUGAAGAGUGUAUUAAACCCAAUCAUAAAUUCGAUGUAAAUAUCAAAAUGCCAUCGAUACCGGCUUUAAAAGUUCACAAAGCUACUCACGUUAACUCUGCAGUAUCAGCGAUUCAGUUAAUGGACGAAGAAAAUAUUUUGGUUGGCACUCAUAAUUCUGAAAUUUUUACCAUCAACCUUACAGAAUUUAAAGCCAGAUUGGUUGUAACCUGCCAUACUUCCACUAUACACGAUAUAGCCUUCCCACAAAAUUAUUCCGAAGUUUUUGCUACGGCAGGAAGCCAUGACAUCCGCGUUUGGUCUAUGAGGACAAUGCAAGAGUUUCUACGUAUCAGAGUACAAAAUUUUACGUGUUCUAGCGUCGUGUUUUCGUACGAUGGAAAAUCUAUUUUAUCAGGUUGGAGUGAUGGUAUUAUCCGCUCAUUUACCCCGCUAACUGGAAGACUGAUUUUUGCCAUCUUAAACGCCCACAACAAAGGUGUAUCAGCGCUGACUACGACGUCGCAUGGAAAAACGUUGAUUAGCGGUGGUUGCGAAGGACAAGUUCGGUUAUGGGAAAUCUCACCGUUUAAGCAACAAUUAACUUGUACGUUGAAAGAACAUAAAGGUCCUGUAUCGGCUAUUGAUGUGAACAAGUUUGAUAAUGAAGCUGCCAGUGCCAGUACAGACGGUACAGUUAUUAUAUGGGAUUUACAAAGACAACGUAGAAGACAAAUCUUAUUUGCCAAUACUCUGUUUAUGUGUGUUAAGUAUUUUCCAAGCGGAGUACAAAUAUUGACAGGUGGAUCGGAUAGAAAACUUUCUUAUUGGGAAGUAUUAGAUGGAAGUCUUGUAAGAGAAUUGGAAGGAUCUCCAACGGGUACCAUAAAUACGUUAGAUAUAUCUCCGGAUGGUGAAUAUUUCGUAAGCGGUGGUAAUGAUCAAAUAAUCAAACUUUGGACAUAUCAAGAAGGAAUUACUACCCACAUUGGCGUUGGCCAUACCGGCGUAAUAACAGCUUCAUGUUUCAGCGCCGACGGAAAAUACUUAGUUACAUGUGACGCAUCUGGAUGUAUAUUUAUAUGGAAUAUGCCGCUAAAACUAGGAAAAGUUAUUUCGGACGAUAAAGUUUCAGUCACUAAAAAAAUUACUACUCCCUCUAGACGAUCAGUAAAAGGCGAAGAAGACAUACGGGAUCUUCCAAGUGUACGCAGCAGCAAGAGUAAUGGAUCGCAUAGGGUUAUAUGUGAAUGCGAUAAGGAAUCUAAGCCGAGUUCCAGAUGUAGUGGAAUUUCUUUGGUCAGCUGCAGAUAAUAUUUUUUAGUACCUCUUUUGUAUUCAUUUCUAUUUUCAUCAAAUAUAUUAUACAAUUUUUUUAAGAAAA
Molecule: messenger RNA, 3423 nt
Organism: Diorhabda sublineata
Lineage: Eukaryota; Metazoa; Arthropoda; Insecta; Coleoptera; Chrysomelidae
Product: cilia- and flagella-associated protein 52
Exons: 10
Coding region: 1161-3353 (730 amino acids)
Biological process (GO): cilium assembly
Molecular function (GO): protein binding
Source: RefSeq, a predicted model, not a curated record